This is a messenger RNA of Trichechus manatus latirostris (Florida manatee), 2705 nucleotides long. It is a transcript of the gene FRMD3, whose product is annotated as FERM domain containing 3. Lineage: Eukaryota; Metazoa; Chordata; Mammalia; Sirenia; Trichechidae. Gene Ontology annotation, molecular function: cytoskeletal protein binding. Gene Ontology annotation, cellular component: cytoskeleton. The coding region runs from base 217 to 2010 and encodes 597 amino acids. The record is from RefSeq and is a predicted model, not a curated record. The transcript is spliced from 14 exons.
GAGGGGGGGGGGGGGGGGGAGGGAGGGACCCGCCCGCCGCGCCCGGCUUCUGGGCAAGUGUGGCCGCAGGCACCCGACGCCGCCCCUGUCCCGGGGCUGAGCCGCGCCCGGUUGCCCCGGACGGUGCGUGCGCGAGUGUGCGCGAGUGUGUGUGUCUGCGCGGGCGAGCGCCGUGCCGGCCCAUAGCCUUCUGCUUGGUCUCCCGGGCCGCGGUGCAUGUUCGCCUCCUGCCACUGUGUGCCGAGAGGCAGGAGGACCAUGAAAAUGAUCCACUUUCGGAGCUCCAGCAUCAAAUCGCUCAGCCAGGAGAUGAAAUGCACCAUCCGGCUGCUGGACGACUCGGAGAUCUCCUGCCACAUACAGAGGGAGACCAAAGGGCAGUUUCUCAUCGAUCACAUCUGCAACUACUACAGCCUGCUGGAGAAGGACUACUUUGGCAUUCGCUAUGUGGACCCAGAGAAGCAGCGGCACUGGCUUGAACCUAACAAGUCUAUCUCCAAGCAAAUGAAAUCUCAUCCACCAUACACCAUGUGCUUUAGAGUGAAAUUCUACCCACAUGAACCCUUGAAGAUUAAAGAAGAGCUCACAAGGUACCUUUUGUACCUGCAAAUUAAAAGAGAUAUUUUCCAUGGCCGACUGCUGUGCUCCUUUUCAGAUGCUGCCUACCUGGGGGCCUGUAUCAUUCAAGCUGAGCUUGGUGAUUACGAUCCUGAUGAGCAUCCUGAGAAUUACAUCAGUGAGUUUGAGAUUUUUCCCAAGCAGUCACAGAAGCUGGAAAGAAAAAUAGUGGAAAUUCACAAAAAUGAACUCAGAGGCCAGAGCCCACCGGUUGCUGAAUUUAAUUUGCUCCUGAAAGCUCACACUUUGGAAACCUAUGGAGUGGAUCCCCACCCAUGCAAGGAUUCAACAGGUACAACAACAUUUUUAGGAUUCACAGCUGCAGGCUUUGUGGUAUUCCAGGGAAAUAAGAGAAUCCAUUUGAUAAAGUGGCCAGAUGUCUCCAAAUUGAAGUUUGAAGGGAAGACAUUUUAUGUGAUUGGCACCCAAAAGGAGAAAAAAGCCAUGUUAGCUUUCCAUACUUCAACACCAGCUGCCUGCAAACAUCUUUGGAAGUGUGGGGUUGAGAACCAGGCCUUUUAUAAGUAUGCAAAAUCCAGUCAGAUCAAGACUGUGUCAAGCAGCAAGAUAUUUUUUAAAGGAAGUAGAUUUCGAUAUAGUGGUAAAGUUGCCAAAGAGGUGGUGGAGGCCAGCUCCAAAAUCCAGAGGGAGCCUCCUGAGGUACAAAGAGCCAGCAUUACUCAGAGCCGCAGUUCCCACUCCUUGAACAAACAGCUCAUCAUUAACAUGGAACCCCUGCAGCCCCUGCUGCCUUCCCACAGUGAGCAGGAAGAGGAACUUCCUCUGGGUGAGGGUGUUCCCUUGCCUAAAGAGGACGACAUUUCUGCCCCUUUGAUCUCCAGCUCACCAGUGAAGGAAGGCCGGGAGUAUGACGAUCCCCCAAGUGAAGAGGAAGAUAAAAUAAAAGAAGAGCCCUUAACCAUCUCUGAAUUGGCAUACAACCCAAGUGCCAGCCUGCUUCCCACCCCAGUCGAUAAUGAUGAGAUUGACAUGCUCUUUGACUGUCCAUCUAGGCUGGAGUUAGAAAGAGAAGACACAGAUUCAUUUGAGGAACUGGAAGCUGACGAAAACGCCUUUUUGAUUGCAGAGGAAGAAGAGCUGAAGGAGGCUCGGCAAGCGUUGUCGUGGAGCUAUGACAUUCUGACCAGCCAUAUCCGGGUGAACCCCCUGGUCAAGAGUUUUUCCAGGCUCCUUGUGGUGGGCCUGGGACUGCUGCUCUUUGUAUUUCCCCUGCUCCUCCUCCUUUUGGAGUCAGGUAUUGAUCUCUCCUUCUUAUGUGAAAUCCGCCAGACGCCAGAGUUUGAGCAGUUUCAUUAUGAAUACUACUGUCCUCUCAAGGAGUGGGUGGCCGGGAAAGUGAACCUCAUUCUCUACAUGCUGGGUUGCUCAUAAAGUUCGUGUCUCCUCUGACUAAGGGCUAUAUUCAAUACUAGUGAUUUUCUUCCCCAAAAAUACCUGGUCUCGAAAUGGUCCUGGGGCCAUCAACAGGUAUUCCUUAUUCAUAACAGAUUACGCAAACCCUUAAGUUAGAUUUCCAGAACUCACCGCACUUAAAUAAGUUUCAAUCAAAUACAGUUAUUUUAGUUACAGGUCAGGAAGAUGGCCUUGAAAUAACCAAAAAAUGUUUAUUUUUUAUUAUAGUGUAGUCUUACUGUUUAUCUAUUAUAUCAUAAUACAUAAUACAUUGGGCUGAAUUAGAUUGUCCUUUAAAAAAAAAAGUUGGCACCAUUACAAGCUCUAAGGUUUAGAAUCAGAAUUUUAGUAAAAACCCAAGAGAGAGUUUUUGAAUAUAAUCCUUAGUGAAAACAAUGUCCUCUAACCAAUGCCUAUACAAUGAAAUUUAUGCUGGGUUUUGUUUUUGUUUUUUUAAAAAUAUUUUUAUGUGUUCAAAAUAUUUUGGUAAAUUUUUAGCAAAAAAAAAAAGAAGCCUCCUGGAGUUAUUUAAGUGUACAGAUUGUAAGAUUAAUACACAAGGGCAUGUUGAGAAUUUUUUAAUUCAUUUUUUAGAAUAUUUUUGGCUGAAAACCCCACAAUUUGUUAUACCUGCAUGUGAGAUAGUUGACGAUUAAAAGAUGCUGCAGUAAGUA